AAAUAGAUGAGUUAAAGGAAAUUGUUUAGAUACUAUAUUGAUCAAAGCAUUCAAUAGUAAUAAGAAUAGAAAUUAUUCCUUACAAGAGUCAAUAGAUGGAGAUUCAACACUUUAGAUAAAUCAAAUUGUAUAAAAUAUUAUGAAUUAAAUUAGUCUUGAAAUCUACUAGACCCAUUAAACCCAUAUUAUUUGGUUUAGCUUGUUUGGCAGUUUAUGGUACUGUAAAUGUUUAUAAGUAGAUUGGACAUAUGGAUUUUAUCGUAUUGAUGAGCAUCAUUGAUUUAUUAUUAACAAUAAAUAUAUAUAUAAAUAACA
Messenger RNA from Paramecium primaurelia, 315 nucleotides. The record is from the annotation of a GenBank genome assembly. Lineage: Eukaryota; Ciliophora; Oligohymenophorea; Peniculida; Parameciidae.